Messenger RNA from Drosophila ananassae, 1974 nucleotides. RefSeq names its product trichoplein keratin filament-binding protein. The record is from RefSeq and is a predicted model, not a curated record. The transcript has 2 exons. Gene Ontology annotation, cellular component: keratin filament. Lineage: Eukaryota; Metazoa; Arthropoda; Insecta; Diptera; Drosophilidae. Bases 198 to 1703 code for a protein of 501 amino acids. Gene Ontology annotation, biological process: apoptotic process.
UUUCGGGGCAGUUUGUCUGAAUUUCCAAAACGGUCAGAGUAGGCAGCACACAAAAAACGGGAACCUAACACGAACAGAACAGUCAACAGAAAAGGGAAUACAGUCAACAUUCAUCUCGGGUUCUCUGCAUCUCCCAAGUGGAAUAUAUCUGAGGACCAAGGACCAACGACCAUCGACCAACGACCAUCAACUAUAAAAUGCCGGGCCGUCUCAACCAGCAGCAUGCGGCUUACGCACAACGCAUGGAACAGGAAAACAGCCGAGUGCAGGCCAUCAAGGCGGUGAACAGCUACUACGACCACUGGGGCAAGGUGACCUCCCGCUUCGAGAACUGGACCAACAAGGAGUACUACGAGAAAGCAGACCAACGGCUCCAGACUCGCCGCGAGCAAUCCGAGAAGCAGGCGGCCCUCAGUGAACGCCAGGCCCGUCUUCGCCGACUCCUGGAGUCGGAAAGCGAGUCCUUUGACGGCGAAAUGGAGCGGCGUCGCAGACCGAGGGAGCCCGGUGGUGGUGAUCUCCAGAUGCUUGGGCGGGUCAACCAGUCUCUGAAGGAGCAGGAACAGCUGCGGCGCAAGCUGGAGAUGGAGGCCAAGUUGUACGGCCGCUGGCGCCAUGGAGUGGAUGAUGAGAAGCUCCUCUACCAGUCCAAGUCGGACAACGAGGUGCUGGCCAAGCUGAACUGGCUGGACCGCCAGAUCGAGGGUCAGCAGCAGCGGGAGGAGCAACAGGCCCUGGCGGCCGAAAGGAAGUUGCAGCUCCAGAAGGAGAUCCACCGCACAGAACAGGCUCACAAGGAGCUCCAGCGGAUCCGCGAGCAGCAGAUUCGUGAACUCCGUGCUCUCCAGGAAUCCCACAUGGCGGAGUUGCGUGAGCGCCAGGCGGAGGCCGACAAACUCAAGGAGGAAGAGCACCACUUCAACCUGUUUCUCAGCGAGCUGGACAAGGAAAGACAGCUACUGGAGGAGAGCACAGCCCUGGUGAUGCAGCGUCCGGAUGCCGGACAUGCCUUCAACCUCAAGAAGAUCAAGGUGUUCAUCCGGCAGCGCAGCGAGGCCACUCGCAAACAGAUCUCCUUGUGCAUUAAUCUUCUCCAGCGCAUGUCCAAGUACGUGGUUAAGAAGGAGGAGCUCCAAGCCCUUUUGAAGAAGUACCGCACCCAGAUGGAGGACGAGGAACUGGCAUGUGUACAGAUCGAGACCAUGUACGAGUCGGAGGCCAAGUACAAUCUGCAGCGGUGCGAGGACGCGUGGCGGGAGCAGCACAUGCAGCGCUACACGGAACUGAGCGAGUUCAUCGACCAGGAAAAGUCCAGUCUGGGGGAGCUGCUCCAGGAGAACGUUAACCAGCAGCAGACGGUGGUGGAGCUGCGGAGCCAGAACCUCACCGGCAUCGAGCAGGCUAACAAACAGCUGGAGCAGCUCAACCAGGAGCCCCUGGAAGUACCCCCGCUUUCGUCCGCUAUCGAUGAGUCGGAAUCUCAGGCAGCCUUUGUUCCAGAGGAGGCUUCUAGUUGUGCGGAGGUGGAGCGCAAGGUGAGCGACUCGUUCUCCAACCUAAAUCUGGACGUGUGGCAGGACAUGCCCCCGACUCGAGGUGGACCCGACUCGCCACGCCUCAGCAAGACCCGCUCCCUGAACGUCGUCACCCCCCAGACGGCCGCUCCGCCCAAGUUCGCCCGAAAGCGAGUGGCCUGGACCUAACAUUGUCACAACUUAAUAACGUUCCAGCUUAAAUUUCAAUGGUAUUAUUAGACCUAGCUCUAGGUUAGUCUUCGUUUUAGUCAUAGUUCAACCUUCGUGCCCGUCUCACACACGCACACCUCACGCGCACGCCCCAGUCACACCCCUGUUCCACCCACACCCCACCACCAAACACCGCUCUGUGCACUUGUAGUCGAUAAGGCUGAUAGAUAGGCGCUCCCCUCGAGGUGGGGCCGGCAAUAAAUCACUCAAUUUGUGGGCCAGAAGAAAA